Molecule: messenger RNA, 666 nt
Organism: Physeter macrocephalus (sperm whale)
Lineage: Eukaryota; Metazoa; Chordata; Mammalia; Artiodactyla; Physeteridae
Gene: GTSF1
Product: gametocyte specific factor 1
Exons: 7
Coding region: 1-549 (182 amino acids)
Source: RefSeq, a predicted model, not a curated record
AUGCUGAAGUUUUACAAGGGCCUGUUAAGCUUUUUACUUACACUAUUUUUCUCUCUUUCAGUUGAUACCCUGGACCCUGAAAAGCUGUUACAAUGCCCCUAUGAUAAAAACCACCAGAUCAGGGCCUGCAGGUUUCCUUAUCAUCUUAUCAAGUGCAGAAAGAAUCAUCCUGACAUCGCAAACAAACUGGCUACUUGUCCCUUCAAUGCUCGCCAUCAGGUUCCUCGGGCUGAAAUCAGUCAUCAUAUCUCAAGCUGUGAUGACAAAAGCUGUAUUGAGCAGGAUGUAGUCAGCCAAACCAGGAACCUUGGACAAGAGACUCUGGCUGAGAGCACAUGGCAGUGCCCUCCUUGUGAUGAAGACUGGGAUAAAGAUUUGUGGGAACAGACCAGCACCCCAUUUGUCUGGGGCGCAGCCAACUACCGUGGCAACAACAGCCCCGCAAGCAACAUAGUUAUGGAACAUAAGAGUAACCUGGCUUCAGGCAUGCGUGUUCCCAAGUCUCUGCCGUAUGUUCUGCCAUGGAAAAACAAUGGAAAUGCACAGUAACUGAGUAUCUAUCUCAAAUGCCAGACCCUAGAAGACUCUUUGCUUCUUCCUGCUACAGUGGGUUCUUCAUUUUUUUUCUCCUAAUCUAAUUAUAGAAAGAUAGAUUGUCUGUGACUU